Impatiens glandulifera is the source of this 621-nucleotide messenger RNA. RefSeq names its product exocyst complex component EXO70A1-like. Gene Ontology annotation, biological process: exocytosis. The transcript has 4 exons. The coding region runs from base 1 to 591 and encodes 196 amino acids. NCBI's taxonomy places the organism in Eukaryota, Viridiplantae, Streptophyta, Magnoliopsida, Ericales, Balsaminaceae. The record is from RefSeq and is a predicted model, not a curated record. Gene Ontology annotation, cellular component: exocyst.
AUGAUCUUUUUGGGUCUUAGCUCAUGUUAUCUUCUAUAUUUGCAUAUUAGAACACACGCUAUCAGGAGAGCUCAUGAGAAUAUUGAUAAGACAUUGAAGGCAUCAGAAGUUAUAUUGUCUCAAUUUGAUAUUUCUCGUCAGGUAGAGUCUAAGAUACUUAGAAGUCCGCAUGAAGACUUGGAAAGCUACCUUGAAGCGAUCCAACAACUAAAGAGCAAUAUUAGCUUCUUCAGCAACAACAAAAGUUUUAAGAGCAGUAAUGGUGUAAUUAAUCAUUCAAAUAAUUUACUUGCUAAAGCUCUAUCAAAGUUAGAACAAGAAUUUGAGCAAAUCAUGUCAUCUUAUAGCAAACCUGUGGAACCUGAACGCCUUUUUGAGUGCCUUCCAAGUUCAUUAAAACCAUCCUCUAAGUCACCAGAUAAUGAAGGAAAUUCAGGUGGCAAACAUCAUUUUGGUCAUGAGCAGUAUCACAACGCUGAAUUAGAGGAUGCAGUUUACACAACGCCUGUUCUCAUUCCACCAAGAACUUUACCGCUAUUGCACAACCUAGCCCAACAAAUAUUUGAUGCCAGAUUGCUAUCAAGAAAAUGAAGAGAAAAUAUAACUCUUAGAAGAAUGUCU